Molecule: messenger RNA, 1069 nt
Organism: Molossus molossus (Pallas's mastiff bat)
Lineage: Eukaryota; Metazoa; Chordata; Mammalia; Chiroptera; Molossidae
Gene: HTATIP2
Product: HIV-1 Tat interactive protein 2
Exons: 6
Coding region: 167-895 (242 amino acids)
Biological process (GO): import into nucleus
Cellular component (GO): cytoplasm
Molecular function (GO): NAD binding; oxidoreductase activity, acting on the aldehyde or oxo group of donors, NAD or NADP as acceptor
Source: RefSeq, a predicted model, not a curated record
CCCCACCGCCGGCUCCACAGAACCCUUUGCCUCCUUCCCCAGGUCCCGCCCCUGUGGGCGGGGCGAGGCAGUCACGCAGCCAAGUCCACCAGGAAGACAGCCAGGGUGAGCCAGGCCACCCCUCAAGCAUCCUAAGAUCGGCACCUGUUGAUGUUAUUUCUGUAGCAUGGCUGACACAGAGGCGCUGCCCAGGCUUCGGGAGGACUUCAGGAAGCAGAAUAAAUCCGUCUUUAUUUUGGGCGCCAGCGGGGAAACCGGCAGAAUGCUCUUAAAACAAAUGCUGGAACAGAGCCUGUUUUCCAAAGUCACAGUCAUUGGCCGGAGGAAGCUGACCUUUGAUGAGGAAGCUUAUAAAAAUGUGAAUCAAGAAGUUGUGGACUUUGAAAAGCUGGAUGACUACGCUUCUGCCUUCCAAGGUCAUGAUGUUGGAUUCUGUUGCCUGGGUACCACCAGGGUAAAAGCUGGGGCGGAUGGAUUUGUUCGUGUUGAUCGAGAUUAUGUCCUGAAAUCUGCAGAGCUGGCAAAAGCUGGAGGGUGCAAACAUUUCAACUUGCUGUCCUCUAAAGGAGCUGAUAAGUCGAGCAGUUUUUUAUACUUUCAAGUUAAGGGAGAAGUGGAAGAUAAGGUGGAAGAUUUAAACUUUGAUCGUUACUCCAUAUUUAGACCUGGAGUUCUAUUAUGUGAUAGGCAAGAAUCUCGCCCAGGUGAAUGGUUCGUUAGGAAAUUCUUUGGCUCCUUACCAGAAUCUUGGGCCAGUGGGCAUUCCGUACCAGUGGUGACUGUGGUUAGAGCAAUGUUGAACAACGCAGUGAGACCAAGUGACAAGAAGAAGGAACUGCUGGAUAACAAGGCCAUCCACCACCUGGGGAAAGCCGAUGGCUCUCUUAGGCCCUGAUCACACCUGAGAAAUGCUUUUCUGUAAAACUCCGCCCCCACCACCUACUUGCUGAUUUAAAGAUCCAAUAAAAAGCACACUUUAACUGUGGUUUCAGUUUUCAGCCGACCAGGCCCAGUCAGAAAACAACUGUGCUCUGUCUGCACCAGCAGUUUAGAGCCUGAACAACAUGAG